UGAAAUCAUGUGAUUGUCAAGAGCCAAUUGAAAGAGGCUGUGGAAAGAGGAACGGUUAAAUUUGUAAUAUUGGUUGUGUGAAACACUUCUUUGGGCCUCAUAAACAACCACAGAACCACAAGUUGGGUACAGAGGCAGUCACACAAGAGCGGGUCCGGGAUAUUGGUCAGCAGGCAGGGCGAAUCAUUUUGACUGCAAACCACAAGAGUUUCAUAGAGUGGUAAAAGAAAUAACAUAUCGCCCCCUUUUAAAAAAGAAAAUAAGUUUUUAAAAGAGGAAACCAUGACUUCAAACAGCUUCUUUGAGUCAUUUCCUUCUUACCAGCAGUGCUUCGUGCGAGAUACCAGCACGAGCCGCCGCUUCACGCCGCCCUCGACCGCGCUGAGCCCGGGCAAGAUGAGCGACGCGCUGCCGCUGGUUGGCCACGAGAACGGCGGCGGCGGCGGCGGCGCCCUGGCGGGCAAGAUGAGGACCGCGGACCGCAGCAUGGUGGAGGUCCUGGCCGAUCACGCCGGCGAGCUGGUGCGCACCGACAGCCCCAACUUCCUCUGCUCCGUCCUGCCGACCCACUGGAGGUGCAACAAGACGCUGCCCAUCGCCUUCAAGGUGGUGGCCUUAGGAGAUGUCCCUGAUGGGACUCUGGUCACAGUGAUGGCUGGAAAUGAUGAAAACUACUCUGCAGAACUCAGAAAUGCUACUGCUGCCAUGAAGAACCAAGUAGCAAGAUUUAAUGAUCUAAGAUUUGUGGGCAGAAGUGGAAGAGGGAAGAGCUUCACAUUGACCAUCACAGUCUUCACAAAUCCUCCACAAGUAGCCACGUACCACAGAGCCAUCAAGAUCACAGUGGAUGGGCCUCGAGAACCAAGAAGACACCGUCAGAAACUAGACGAGCAGACAAAGCCUGGGAGUUUGUCCUUUUCAGAGCGUCUGAGCGAAUUGGAGCAGUUGCGUCGCACAGCCAUAAGGGUCAGCCCACACCACCCAGCCCCCACUCCUAACCCAAGAGCUUCCUUGAACCACACCACUGCUUUUAACCCUCAGCCUCAGAGCCAGAUUCAGGAUACAAGGCAACUUCAGCCAUCUCCUCCGUGGCCUUACGAUCCAUCCUAUCAGUAUCUGGGAUCAAUUGCAACUCCUUCGGUUCAUCCAGCAACCCCAAUUUCACCUGGAAGGGCGAGUGGAAUGACCUCUCUCUCUGCAGAACUCUCAAGCCGACUGACAAGUGCUUCUGACCUAACAGCAUUCAGUGAUCCAAGAGUGGGAAUUGACCGUCCUUUCCCUGCGAUUCCUUCCAUUUCUGAUCCUCGCAUGCACUAUCCCGGAGCGUUCACCUAUACUCCCACACCUGUGAGCUCAGGAAUAGGAAUCGGUAUGUCUGCCAUGACCACUGCCACAAGAUAUCACACUUAUCUGCCCCCUCCAUACCCAGGUUCUUCUCAGGCUCAAGGCAGCCCAUUUCAGACCAGCUCCCCUUCCUAUCAUCUCUACUAUGGAACAUCAGCAGGGUCAUACCACCAGUUCUCUGUGAUGUCUGGAGGAGAUCGGUCGCCUCCACGCAUCCUUCCUCCUUGCACUAAUGCUUCCACAGGAUCUACUCUCCUCAAUCCCAACCUUCCAAACCAAAACGAUGUUGUGGACACAGAAGGCAGCCAUAGCAACUCCCCUACCAACAUGGCAACCACAGCAAGGCUAGAAGAAGCAGUAUGGCGGCCGUAUUGAAUCAUUAGCACAGCUGUUUUGUCUGCUGAAUGGCCGAGGACUCUGCCAGGUUUAUAGAUCAUUACAGAGAAGCAAUCCAUCCAGAAGUCAGUAUUUACAGGAAUGGUGUCAUGGUGUUAUCCAAUUGACAUUGGUCACUGAGGUGACAGUAUUCCAGAAAAGUACACUCGUCCAAGGACUGAACUUCUGAAGAUGAGAACAUUUUAAGACGAUGGUACCUACUCACUCACUUUUUCUAGAGAUAUGGGGAAGGAUAGAUACUCGGUAUGUUUCCAGAGCUUGAGACUUCAAAAAUAGUUUUGGAGCUCCUCAAGGCUUUCAAAAGAGUGCUUUGUUUGACAUCUGAUUUGGAGGCUUAAAGCCUAACGCAAUCUUAAUGAGUUUAAUCAAUCAUUUUGUCAUGCUAGUUAAAAGGAAGUAUAGGAAGAUUCUCAGAGAGAAACUGUGAAUGCUUCUGAUUUAGCAAUGCUGUGAAUAAGAGUUUUUAUAUCCUGGAAUUAAUUUUUUUAACCAAGUUGUAUAUUCCAAAGAGUAUGGGAAUUAUGCUUAUUUUAAUUUUAAUUUUAAGAUGCAACUCGUCCUUUGCAUAUCAUUUUUUUUAUUUCCUUUUUUGGCACCUUAGAAAUUUGUAAAAAGAUUUAAUCUUUUAAAAAAUGUGCUUGAUUUUCUCAUGCAUUGUCAACUGAAGGCAUGAAAAACGCCUUUCCAGGGAGAUGAUUUAAUUAUUCCUUUAAUAUAAAAGAGUGACAGCCUUGGGUCCUUUUCAACUACUGAAAACGUAUAUGAUGAGUUACUCGAUAUUUAUGCUCUCAGCAUUGAUUUUUUGUGUGUGAUACCUUUAUUAUUUAAAUAUGCUUAAAGAUAAGCACAUGCAUUUUGUAGCAACCAAAGUUUUAAAAUAUCACAUAUAAAAUGGCUGGAAUAAUUAUGGGUAAUGUGACUUUUAAUUAUUUAGAAGUAUUGUUUACAUUUUGCUCCAUUUCACUUUCAUCAGGCAUUUAAUACCCAAUGAAGUCAUUUUUGUUGUCCAGUUGAGAACCCAGAAUUAUUUUAAACAUUACUUUGAUAUAAGUAGUAUCAAUAAGUGUCUCCCUUCUUUUUAAAAAAAGGAAGAACUUUGCAUCACAUUUUGCCACAAUACUCUGAUCAUUUUAACACAAGUUUCAGAAUAUGAGGAGGACACUGGAGGCAGGAACUGAUCUCAGAAAGAGCAUAUGGAGAUUCCAGGACAGCUGCGUUAUACUCCACGUUGUGCUGAACUGAUAUCUAAAUGCAACAGAAGUGAAAAGUAAAAUCAAACACAGCUAGAUAGACAUAGCAAAGUACUUCAUGCUGAUAAAUUAUGGGCAAAAUCUGACAAGCUCCUGUACUUUCUACUUCGAUCUGUUGGGAACUGCAAGAACUUGUUUCAGGCUGUGGUCCUAAGCACAAUCAUCUGGACAUGAUGCACUAGAUACACAGACACAAAUCUCUUUACUACAGAUUUGACAGCCAAAGGCAACCUUAGGAGGUUGCACAUUUGAGCAAAAGAAUGGCCUGAGGGACUGGUAACCCUUGUCUUCUAGCCCUCUCCCUACCCACCCAUCCCAAAUAAUUUUUCAUCCUGUAAGAGAAAAGAUAUGGAUAUCCAUAUCUUUUCUGCUGUAACUGGAAAAGCAACUUCCAAGUGGAAGAAAUGGUGGCAGGAGAAUGGUUACACCAAACACCAUUGCUUUGUUCAAACUUGCCGUCUCAAGGUUACUUUUGGUUAAAAAUUAUUUGUCACUGGACAGCUCAUCACAUCCAGUUUGGGCCUCAGUUCUUGACAAAUGAAUUUAGAAUCUGGAACAGACUAGCAUAUUCAGCAUCUUCCAAAGCCAAGCCCGUAGUCAGGAAAGGAAAUUUAAAUCAGUACAAUUCAAACAUGAUACAUGAGAUAGGCCACCCUGUAGCCAAUUUUUACUUUCUUCCCCAUGCCCUGCAGUAAUAACUUAAAUGGAACAUUCACUGUUGUCUAAUACACCUCAAACAUAUCGGACAUCACUGUAAAUUAUAAGGCACUGUUUUAUGUGAGGGUUUGGUCUGAAUGCAAUUGUACAUGUCUUUGAUUGUACAUUAAAUGAAUACUGCUAAGUCAACAGAUUCAGAAUUACCUUCUGAUUAAGUAAUGGACCUUUAAAAAUUAGUGCAACAAUUGCAGAUCAACUCUUCUGAGUAUUUGAAAGCAGGCCUUUAAAUCAGUGUUGGGUGUUUAAUAAAAUUAAUAAAGGAUUCGGUUUAGAAAGAUCCUCGGCUGCAGGCAGCAAAACAGCUGGACUUAUUUAAAAUAUUUGUUUCUUUUUUAUAUUAUAUAUAUAUAUAUUUGUAGAUUUUGCUUUUGCAUUAUUUGUGUGUCUGAUGCAGUAGCACUUUGAGAUAAAAUGUUACAGAGUGAAAUAGCUGAUGCUAUCAACAAGGUCAACUUACUGCAGAAAAUUAUUUCAGCUGAUCUCAGCCAAAGCUCAAAAGAUCAUACAGUGUCAUUUCUCCCCCUCCCCACUUUCAGAUUCAUAUUUUGCAGUUGUGUGUUUUGCCAUUUUUCAGAUGUGUGUUUUACAAUUGGGGGGUUUGAGUUUCUUUUUUAAAAAGAAAUGGAAGAGCCAAUUCAUUUCUGUGCUUCUGAAAUGGAAAAAAAAGAUAUUUCAAAAUAGUUAAUUGUACAAAACUGUUACAAUUACCUUGAUUUUUCAUGCAUUGAUUUCUUACAUCUUUAGUGAAAUUUAAAUCUGUCUUUCAUGGUGACUGUUCCACAGGAUUCAACUUAAAAUAUAAUGCCUUUUCCUUUAUGCUAUAAGUGCUUAAUGUGGAUAAUCUGUUUAGAUAAAAAUGCCAGUCAUUUAUUAUAGAUAUCAGCAACUAAGGCCACUAUAUACUCUCUAUGAUUUAUGCCUAAACAAAUGUAUGCCAUUUUAUCCAGUAUUAGAAUAAUUCAUUGUCUCGACUACACCUGCACUAUUAAUGAUUAACUGCCCACUCCUUUGCAGGUUUAUUCAGAAGUAAGUCCCACUGUGUUCAGCAGUGAUCAUUCCUAGGUAUUGGUGCAUAAAAUUGCAGCCUGAUUUUACCAGCUUCUGCUUCAAAUGGGCUGAGAUGGAAUUUGGCCAGCAUGGAGUAUGGCAUUACUAGGGAAGAGAGCAAAACAUUCUGAGGAUAACUACAGUUUUUGAAGCCCUACAGAGGCCAGGGAUCAGAGAGCCACAGCUCAGCACUUCAUAAAGAGAAGUGCAGACAAUCCAGAGAAAUUUGGGCAACUGUUUAUAUGAGCUCGGGCUGUUUGUCCACCUUGCCCAGCAGCAUCUAAUCUGAGUGGCAGCAACUCUCCAGGGUCUUUGGUGCAGAGAGGUCUGUGCAUUCACCUGCUACCUCCCUUCAUCCGGGGAACAGCUGUGGUUCAUUGGUAGAUCAUCUGCUUUGCAUGCAGAAUGUUCAAUCUCCAGGCAGGGCUGGCUGACCGAAAGCCAGAAGAGCCACGGCUAUUCAGUGUAAACAAUACUAAGCUACAUGGACCAAGGUUUGACUUGGUAUAAGGCAGUGUCCUAUGUUCUUAUGCACCUGCUCUUAACAGGACAUGGCAGGGGUUGUACCUAGAAGGACCUUUUGCAUGUAAAGCAUGUGUUCUGGCAUUAAACUACCAAUUAGUUUCUCUCAAGAGACUACCCACUUUCCAAAUGUUUUUCUUUCUCAUAGCUGAAUUGUCUGCAGAUUUAGAAUCCUAAAUAUGGCUAGAUUUAGGUUUAAGAGGCUUGGACUUUAUAAUUAGGCACUAAGAAUACUAUACGCAUUCUCUUUGAUUUUUGUUGUUAAAAAAGUAUCCCCUUGGUGAUCUAAUUUUACAAGGCUUUGAUCAGGGCUCUUGAUGUCUAAGACCUUACCUUCACAUCUUUCUGGGGUUGUACCAUUUCAGAAUGUGACAUCUUCUGAAUUGAUGCCAUCCCAUGAACACGUAGGUCAAAUGUAUAUCAUUUUAUAUUGGGCUUGCCUAAGGAAGGAUAAGAGUAGUUACUAGGGGAGGUAGUAAGCUCAGUUUUUCUGCAUGCCUCUUGGAGUGUACUGA
Podarcis raffonei (Aeolian wall lizard) is the source of this 5791-nucleotide messenger RNA. It is a transcript of the gene RUNX1, whose product is annotated as RUNX family transcription factor 1. Bases 283 to 1719 code for a protein of 478 amino acids. The record is from RefSeq and is a predicted model, not a curated record. Gene Ontology annotation, biological process: regulation of transcription by RNA polymerase II; hemopoiesis; neuron differentiation. Gene Ontology annotation, molecular function: DNA-binding transcription factor activity, RNA polymerase II-specific; ATP binding; RNA polymerase II cis-regulatory region sequence-specific DNA binding. NCBI's taxonomy places the organism in Eukaryota, Metazoa, Chordata, Lepidosauria, Squamata, Lacertidae. Gene Ontology annotation, cellular component: nucleus. The transcript has 8 exons.